Messenger RNA from Quercus lobata, 1474 nucleotides. RefSeq lists its product as uncharacterized. The record is from RefSeq and is a predicted model, not a curated record. Gene Ontology annotation, cellular component: nucleus. Gene Ontology annotation, molecular function: DNA binding. Lineage: Eukaryota; Viridiplantae; Streptophyta; Magnoliopsida; Fagales; Fagaceae. Bases 65 to 1474 code for a protein of 469 amino acids. The transcript has 4 exons.
UUUAGAUAAAACAUAAAAGUACUUUCUUUCCGUUCUUUGAAAACCAUCCCCACCGGCCACCACCAUGUCAGAUGAUCCAUCCAAGGUGUCGGUGAAGAAUGCAGAUGACGCUGCCUCCAAGAUUGAGAAACUUCCAAAAAUCAGACUUGUUAUUCCCAAAAGAAGAAACGUUGGAAGUUGCAGCGGUGCAACUAAUUCCAAGACAACUGACGUUGGGACGAACUCCAACACAAUCUCCUUGGAUAAGAAGGAUGUCAACGAAAUUGUCACCGAGUCGCGCCCGCGUGAAAUAGGCAUCGAUGGUGAUGGUGAUAGUUGCAAGAAGGCAACGGGAACAUCAAAAAAUGAUGCACUGGCUAUUCCGACGAGCACUGGAGUAAAGAAAAUCUCCAUGGGUCCAAGUUUGAAGGACACAUCUAAAGAAGUUCUCCGUGGGUCCAAGUUCAAGGGCGAUGGACUUCAUGAGGCUCACAGAGAUUCUCAGCCUUGCCAGGUGGAUAACUGCAAUGUAGAGGGCGGAUUUUUUCAAGUGUGUGGAGGCCACAUGUGGUCUUUCGGUGUAUCUGUGAAUGGCAAACCAAGCACAUAUUGCCAUUCAUGUCACCUGUUUCAGAACGUCGAGGACUUCGACGAAGGGAUGCAUAGUUGCAAGAAGGCAACGGGAACAUCAAAAAAUGAUGCACUGGCUAUUCCGACGAGCACUGGAGUAAAGAAAAUCUCCAUGGGUCCAAGUUUGAAGGACACAUCUAAAGAAGAUCUCCGUGGGUCCAAGUUCAAGGGCGAUGGACUUCAUGAGGCUCACAGAGAUUCUCAGCCUUGCCAGGUGGAUAACUGCAAUGUAGAGGGUGGAUUUUUUCUAGUGUGUGGAGGCCACAUGUGGUCUUUCGGUGUAUCUGUGAAUGGCAAACCAAGCACAUAUUGCCAUUCAUGUCACCUGUUUCAGAACGUCGAGGACUUCGACGAAGGGAUGCAUAGUUGCAAGAAGGCAACGGGAACAUCAAAAAAUGAUGCACUGGCUAUUCCGACAAGCACUGGACUAAAGAAAAUCUCCAUGGGUCCAAGUUUGAAGGACACAUCUAAAGAAGAUCUCCGUGGGUCCAAGUUCAAGGGCGAUGGCUGUAUGAUGUUUCAGAAUAUUUCGGACUUUGAUCCAGGGAGUCGGAUUUGCAAGGGCCGGGCUAUGGUAGAGAAGGAAGAUGCACCAGAAUGUUAUCCGGGCAGUACGGACGAGGCUCUACAUUCAUCUAAGCUACUGAAGCUCACAGAGGAAAUGCACAGCAGCAUUGCUGACAUGGGGACACAACUGGUCCGUUUGGCUGAAGAUACUGAAAGAAUGCAGCAAGAUAUUGAACAAACGCAGCAACUAGUGCUCAAAGGUAAUAAAAAAUUGCGUCAAGAAGUACAAACAAGCAACAAGCGGCUGCGAGAAGAUAUGGAUAGAAGAUACGCUAACUUGCAAAAGAGCAUCCGAUGA